AUGCUCAUAUUUGGAGCUGACUGAGCAGCUGCUGCCCAAGGAAUUUCCCGUCAUGCCUCUUGGAGAGGCUGCUUGGCCUGUCACUGCGCUGGACCGUGGGGGUGGACGGCGCCUUUGGCCGGAGGCGGCUGCGGAAACAGUAGCUACCUUUUCUCCUGCCAAGGCUCUGCUUUUGCUUGGCGGCGGCGGCGGCGGCGGCGGCGGCUCUUGCGCAGAUACCAGCUCUUGCCCCUGUUCUUUGCCUCUGGUUGUGUUGGUGACGAUAUUACAGUGAUGUCUGCAUUCAACCUACUGCAUUUGGUGACAAAGAACCAGCCAGUGGCCCUGCAAGCCUGUGGGCUUCCCUCAGGGUCACGUAGGGAAAAAAAGAACUAUAAAGUGGUCUUUUCCCAGGAAGAACUGAGAAAGCGGCUGACGCCUUUGCAGUACCAUGUUACUCAGGAGAAAGGGACUGAAAGUGCCUUUGAAGGAGAAUAUACAUAUCACAAAGCCCACGGAGUAUACAAAUGUGUCGUUUGUGGAACUCCUUUAUUCAAAUCUGAAACAAAAUUUGACUCCAAUUCAG
Python bivittatus (Burmese python) is the source of this 565-nucleotide messenger RNA. The record is from RefSeq and is a predicted model, not a curated record. NCBI's taxonomy places the organism in Eukaryota, Metazoa, Chordata, Lepidosauria, Squamata, Pythonidae.